This is a messenger RNA of Notodromas monacha, 864 nucleotides long. NCBI's taxonomy places the organism in Eukaryota, Metazoa, Arthropoda, Ostracoda, Podocopida, Cyprididae. The record is from the annotation of a GenBank genome assembly.
AGGAUACGAUUAGACCGUGAAUGUGUACAGUUGCACCGAACACAGCUAGAACUGUUGCGACCAAUGUUGUGAUAAAAACUGGUGUGCCUAUGCCAUAUGGCUUUGAACUCAAACUAAGAUCAUCUUGGUUCGUGAAACAUGGAGUCCUACUCGCUUAAAUGGAAUAACCACAAUUCCACGGUCAUCAAUGCUCUCACCGGGCUUCUCGGAAGCGGGAGUCUGACGGAUGUUACGUUAGCUGCCGACGGGCAAGUCAUCGCUGCUCACUCCAUCAUUCUAUCAGCCUGCAGUCCCUUCUUCGAGAUGCAACUGAAGGCUGCGGGGCAUUCAGGAAAGCAUCCCGUGAUAGUACUCCACGACGUGAAAUUCCGCGAGCUGAGAGCUAUAGUGGAGUUCAUGUACUCUGGGGAAGUGAGCGUAGCGGAGGACGAUCUGCCUCGAUUGCUCGCUAUCGGCGACAACCUUCAGAUCAAAGGAUUGGCAGAGAAAGUGUGCGAUGAGACGUCCUUGAACCACGGACCCGUCAACGGAUUCGCACGGAGUUGUUCCCCACAAUUGCAAAGCGACGAACACGAGCGGAAACGACAGAAUGUUGAGCGGGAAACUGAUUCGUUGGUGAAACGGGCAAGACAUCGGCUCAACAGCUCCGAAACCGGCCAAAACCUCAUCCUCGAGAAGAAGGUGAAGCAGGAAGCCGCGGCUGAUUAUUCCGGCAAAAACGCCGACGAAGGCUCAGACACGGGCCAGUCGAUGUCUCUGCGAAACGAUUUCACCAAAAACACUCUAGGGGACGACAGUUACGACGAGGAUUCCGUGGACGGAAGCCGCGGGCUGAACAACUCGACGCCGCAGAAUUUCAGUCCA